AUGUUGUUCGCGAGACCCUUCGACCUCAUCCGUCUUUUACUGCUAUCAACCGGAUUGCUACCCAGGACGACAUACUUCCCCCGGCACAGCCAAUUACAGACAGCAAUGAGAAGGUUCAUAACCAAAUUCCGUGCCAAUAGGGAGCCAGUGCUUACGGAGAUGUAUAGGAUCCGUAAAAGUCAAGGUAUCAACCUGUCAUUGCUCGAGGUCAACACGGAUAAAUUGCUCUGGGAUCCAGACGCCGGUGGUUUUCAAGGAUGCACCGACUGGCGCUUUGCUAUUACCGAAAUGAAGGCACUUUUGUUUAAUACAUUGGUCCGCAAUUUCGAGUUCGAGCUGGGUGAUCCAAAGGAGGAAUUGAUGGUGUUCAAGAGUGUUCAAGGCGGCAUUGAUGCAUCGCACAUCCUUGAGCUCUGA
This is a messenger RNA of Lentinula edodes (shiitake mushroom), 417 nucleotides long. RefSeq lists its product as uncharacterized. Gene Ontology annotation, molecular function: iron ion binding; oxidoreductase activity, acting on paired donors, with incorporation or reduction of molecular oxygen; monooxygenase activity. The transcript is spliced from 4 exons. Lineage: Eukaryota; Fungi; Basidiomycota; Agaricomycetes; Agaricales; Omphalotaceae. The coding region runs from base 1 to 417 and encodes 138 amino acids. The record is from RefSeq and is a predicted model, not a curated record.